GGGAGGGCCCCGUGGGAGGAGCUGGGAUCAGUCCGGUUCCCCGCCGAACCCCUUUCCUCCCCUCCUCAAGAUGAUCACCUUUGGUUUAGAUAAGUACCCCGACCCGGCACGGAGGAAAGGGGCGCCCCGGCUCCCCUCGCCCCCUUACCUCCUUUCCCACUUCGCCCUCCGCGCCCCCCGCUCCGAGAGCCAGUGUUUGGCGCCCCCGGUUGCUAGGCAACAGCACCUCCCCGCUCCCACACUGCCGCAGCGGCCACCGCGACCUGGGUGCUUCUCUCGGCAACCGCCGCCGCGGCGUCUGGCAGCGUCCCCGGAGGCCUUUAGGACAGGGUCUCGCUCGGUCGCCCGGGCUGGAGUGCUGUGGCUCGGCUUACUGCAGCCUGGACCUCCCGGGCUGAAGAGAUUCUCCCACCUCAGCCUCUCCAGUUAGCUGGGACCACAGGCGCGUGCCACCAUGCCCGGCUUAAUUAGAAAAAGAUAUUUUUAGUAUAGACAGGUUUCACUAUGUUGCCCAGGCUGGUCUCAAACUCCUGGCCUCAGGUGAUCCGCCUGCCUCGGCCUCCCAAAGUGCUGGGAUUACAGAUGUCACAAAAACCAAAGCCCCUGGAACGUUUUGUUCGGGGAUCUCUCAUUACCACACAAUCUGUUAUUUUGUAAACUCUAAUAUGUGAUUCGUAAACUGGACAUGAACAAGAAUUUGUGAUAUAGCCCCUUUACCAGGCUUGAAGAAGACAGAAAGAAACAAUAUUGGACAAAUUAAUUGCUGGAAGAAAUGAUCAAAUUUUGGCUUACAUGUUUUGCAACAUUUGUUUAACACAAAGAAGUAACCAAAUAUGGCAGAACUGUGGUGUCUUUGGCAUCUACUUCUGACUGUGGUGGUGGCCGUGGCAUUCAUUGCUCCUGGGGUAUUCGCACACCCUGCCCAUGGGAAGGAGUUGUUGGCCAAAAAGGUCAGCCAGCUGAUGUCUUGGACCAAGAAAGACAGAGUGAUAAGAAUGAGUGAAACCAUGUUCUAUAAUUUUGUAUUCGACGAACCAAAAAACUACUCUGUUAUUGUGAUGUUUACUGCUCUGCACGAGUUCAGUUCAUGUGUAAUGUGCAAAGGUGCUGCCGAAGAAUUUCAGAUCUUGGCAAAUUCCUAUCAACACCCUGGUGCAUUCACCACAAAGGUAUUUUUUGCGAUGGUGGAUUAUGAUGAAAGCCCUGAGGUCUUUGAAGCGCUGCAGAUAACGUUAGUUCCGAAUUUCUUCCACUUUUCUGCCAAAUGGGAAUUUACAACAGAUGACAUUUAUGGUUUGAGAGGAAGGGAUAUUGUUGCUGACCAACUGGCUGAAUGGGUAGCAGAAAGAACACAUGUCAGCGUCAGUCUCAGACAGCCUACAAAAAAUUAUCAUGGUCUCCUCAAGCCAGCGAUACUUUUGACUCUCAUUGGUGGACUUGGGUAUUCCUUGAAAUGGCAUAGGAAAUCUAUUUCCUGCAGCAUUUUGUGCAAAUUUUCAACUCUGUGCUUUGUGAUUUUGAUGAUAUCUGGUCAAAUAUGGACUUAUAUAAGAGGAGAACCAUAUGCCCAAAGGGACCCUCGCACAGGACAGAAACAUUAUAUCAGUAAAUUGAGUCAGGCUCAGUUUGCAGCAGAAACCUACAUUAUUUCCCUGUUGAAUAUGUGUGUUACCCUGGGAAUGUUGCUGUUAGAUAAGGCUACCACCUCUAGGACGAACAUCAUAAAGAGAAAGAUGAUGUGUCUGUGUGGUGUGUGUCUAGUUGCCAUAUUCUUUAGUUGGCUGCUCGCCCUCUUUAGAUUUAAAAUACCUGAUUAUCCAUACAGCUUUCUCUUCGAUUAAAAAGGAUCCUACAGACAUAGAGGAUGAAGCAAGAAGUUUGAAAAAAAGAAAAUAAAAAUGCAAACUCAUAACUUUUGAAAGUAAUUGAGAUUUCACCAGAAGAGACCAUGAAGUAAGUGCCUUGACAAUAAGAAAUCAUUUGCUGUCAAAACCUGUGAAGUAUUACGGUAUGCAUCUUCUCUGCUCUCAACUUUUCUCCCGCAGAAGGGUUAUAGGUUACCUCAAGUGGAAUUAUGAAAAUCUUUAGAGAGUACAACUUUCAUCAAAUCAGAACAAUGUUUAAAAGUACUUUAGUUGGCCGCACACAGUGGCUCACGCCUGUAAUCCCAGCACUUUGGGAGGCCAAGGAGGGUCAUGAGGUCAGGAGUUCAAGACCAGCCUGGCCAGUAUGGUGAAACCCUGUCUCUACUAAAAAUACAAAAAUUAGCUGGGCUUGGUGGCGUGUGCCUGUAUUCCCAGCUACUAGGGAGGCUGAGGCAGGAGAAUCGCUAGAACCCGGGAGGGGGGAGGUUGCAAUGAGCUGAGAUCACACCACUACACUCCAGCCUAGGCAACAGAGCAAGACUCUGCCUUAAAAAAAAAAAAAAAAGUACUAGUUAAUAUUAAUACUUGGUCAGCUGAUCUUAUUCUAAAAUGAAAUAUAAUCUUUUUUCUUUUUCUUUUGAGACAGGGUCUCACUCUGUUGCCCAGACUGGAGUGCAGUGGCACAAUCUUGGCUCACUGCAACCUCCGUCUACCUCCUGGGUUCAAGCAAUACUCCUGCCUCAGCCUCUUGAGUAGCUGGAAUUACAGGCGUAUGCUGCCACACUCAGCUAUUUUUUGUAUUUUUAGUAAGGAUGGGUUUUGUCAUGUUGGCCAGGCUGGUCUUGAACUCCUGAUCUUAAGUGAUCUGCCCCCCUCAGCCUCCCAAAGUGCUGGGAUUACAGGCAUGAGCCACUGUGCCUGGCCGAAAAAUAGUAUCUUGACAAGGUAUUCCGACACCUGGCCACUGACGAUAACUGCAUUAGCCCUCUAUGGAAGUGUACAUUUGGAGUCUGUUUUAUGGGUGGAGAGAGCAGUUGUAUGGUGUUGUCCCCUGAAGUUUAAAUAUCUAUGUUCAGAGUACACUUCCAAAGCUUAGAGGCAAUAUAGUACUUCAUACUACUAUAUAUCCAUCUCCCCUACUGGAAUACACCAGUAUGUUUCUUUUUCUUUUACUGUGCUUUUUUUUUGAGAUGGAGUCUUGCUCUGUUGCCUAGACUACAGUGCAGUGGCUCGAUCUUGGCUCACUGCAACCUCCGCCUCCCAGGUUCAAGGGAUUCUCGUGCCUCAGUAUCCUGAAUAGCUGGGACUACGGAAACAUGCCACCAUGCCCAUCUAAUUUUUUUUGUAUCUUUAGUAGAGACGGGGUUUCACUGUGUUAGCCAGAAUGGUCUCAAUCUCUUAACCUUGUGAUCUGCCCACCUCGGCCUCCCAAAGCGCUGAGAUUACAGGCCCGGCUUUUUUCUUUCUUUCUUUCUUUUUUGAGAUGGAGUAUCACUCUGUCGCCUAGGCUGGAGUGCAGUGAUGUGAUUUCAGCUCACUGCAACCUCUGCCUCCCAGGUUCAAGUGAUUCUCCCACCUCAGCUUUCCAAGUAGCUGAGAUUAUAGGUGCGUGCCACCAAGCCCAGCUAAGUUUUGUAUUUUUAGUAGAGACAGGGUUUUGACAUGUUGGUCUGGCUGGUGUUGAACUUCAGGUGAUCCUCCUGCCUUGGCCUCCCAAAGUGCUGGGAUUACGGGUGUGAGUCACUGAGCCUGGCCCUUUUACUAUGUUUGCAGAUAGUUGAAGAGAUUACAAACCAGUUAAAUACCAGAUUACAAUUUACCUUUGAUUGUUAUCUUUUAUCUGGAAAGAUUUCAGAUAUGUUAUCUUUCCUUAUUUUUCUUUCAUGUGGUCUAAGAAAAUAGCAUUUCCUAUUUCUGUGUUGACUUUGUUGACUUGAGGUUGUUUUCCGUUUAUUUUAAAUCUAAGAGAAAAAUAGGUAUAAAGAUAUAAAGACAGUUGAGAGCAUAACUAAGAAUUCCUUUUUUUUUUUUUUUUGAGUCGGAGUCUUAACUCUGUCACCCAGGCUAGAGUGCAGUGGCAUGAAUUCGGCUCACUGCAAUCUCUGCCUCCCAGGUUCAAGUGAUUAUCCUGUCUCAGCCUCCCGAGUAGCUGGGAUUACAGGCACCCACCACCAUGCCCGACUGAUUUUCACAUGUUUAGUAGAGACAGAGUUUCACCAUGUUGGCCAGGCUAGUCUCGAACUCCUGACCUCAGGUGAUCCACCGCGUUGGCCUCCCAAAGUGCUGGGAUUACAGGCAUGAGCCAUUGUGACAGGCCUGUUAUUUUUAAGACAGAGUCUGUGUCGCUCAGGCUGGAGUGUAGUGGUGUGAUCUUGGCUCAUUGCAACCUCUGCCUCAGCCUCCUGAGUAGCUGGGACUACAGGUGUGUACUGCCAUGCCCAGCUAAUUUUUGUAUUUUCAGUAGAGAUGUGGUUUCACCAUGUUGUCCAGGUUGGUCUCGAACGCCUGACCUCAGGUGAUCCACUGGCCUCCCAAAGCGCUGGGAUUACAGGUUUGAGUCACCAUGCCCCACCAGUUAAUCUGAUUUUACAUGUGUGUAAAAUACAUGUGAAAACCAUCUGAAUGAUGGAGCUGACUAAAAUCCUGUCUGGGGCAGCAUCAGCUCACUCCUGUGUUCUGUAUUUUUGAUUUUUUUGGCAAUACAGUAUGGAAAUUCCAUUUAGCAAGAGAGUCAUAGUCAAGGAAGAGUAAUAUUGUACAUGUGAUAGUUUCAAGUACUUUUGUUUUGUUUUUGUUUUUGACACUGGGUCUCACUCUGUCACCCAGGCUGAAGUGUAGUGGUAUGAUCAUGGCUCACUGCAGCCUCCAUGUCCUGGACUCAAGUGAUCCUCUCACCUCAGUCUCCCAUGUAGCUGGGAGUACAGGUGCAUGCCACCAUGCCUGGCUAAUUUUUGCAGUUUUUGUAGAGACAGGGUUUCACCAUGUUGCCUGGGUUGGUCUCAAACUCCUGGGCUCAAACAAUCCACCCACUCAAACAAUCCACUUGGCUCAACAAUCCACCUGGGCUCAAACAAUCCACCUGGGCUCAAACAAUCCACCUGGGCUCAAACAAUCCACUUGGCUCAACAAUCCACCUGGGCUCAAACAAUCCACUUGGCUCAACAAUCCACCUGGGCUCAAACAAUCCACUUGGCCUCCCAAAGUGCUGGGAUUACAGGCGUGAGCCACCACGUCCAGCCUCAGGUACUUUUGAACUGGCAUGUUUCUAAAAUCAUUUUGCAAAGCCUAUUAAAAUUUUGUUUCAGUAGAAUCAAACAUAUUGGGCUUUAUGAUACUAAGCCACCAAGGUAUCUGUUUUGUUUACAAUUAUAAAUUCUGAAUCCCAGCAUUAUUCUUAAGGAAAAAAAAUUUUUUGAGACAGGGUCUCACUCUGUCACCAGGCUGGAGUGCAGUGGUACAAUCUUGGCUCACUGCAACCUCCAUGCACUGCAACCUCAGCCUCCCCAGUUCAAGUGAUCCUCCUACCUUAGCCUCCUGAGUCGCUUGGAUUAUAGGUUCACUACCAUGCCCAGCUAAUUUUUUGUAUUUUUUACAGAGACAGGUUUUCACUAUGUUGCCCCGGUCUGUCUCAAACUCAGGAGUUGAAGCAAUCUGCCUGCUUCAACUUCCCAAAGUGCUGAGAUUAGGGGAGUGAAACACUGUGCCCAGCCCAAGAAAGAUAUUUUAAUAGGGAAAAGUACAAGAAAAAUACUAUUCUAUAAAGGUAAUGGCUUACACCUGAAAUCCCAACACUGUGGGAGGAUGAGGCAAGAGAAUCACUUGAGGUUAGGAGUUCAAGGCUAGACUGGACAACAUGGCAAAACUCUGUCUCUACUAAAAAUACAAAAAUUAGCUGGGCAUGGUGGCACCUGCCUGUAGUCCCAGCUACUUGGGAGACUGAGGCAGGAGAAUCCCUUGAACCAGGGAGGCAGAGGUUGCACUGAGCUGAGAUCAAGCCACUGCACUCCAGCCUGGGCGACAGAGUGAGACUCCAUCACAAAAAAAAAAAAAGGCAUCAUAAAAAUCUCUGUAGACCUCAGAAAUUGUGGAAGCAAGGCCUGGCGCAGUGGCUCACACCUGUAAUCCCAGCACUUUGGGAGGCUGAGGCGGGCAGAUCACCUGAGGUUGGGAAUUUGAGAGCAGCCUGACCAACAUGGAGAAACCCCGUCUCUACUGAAAAUACAAAACUAGCUGCGAGUGUUGGUGUAUGUCUGUAAUCUCAGCUACUCAGGAGGCUGAGGUAGGAGAAUCGCUUGAAUCUGGGAGGCAGAGGUUGUGGUGAGCUGAGAUUGCACCAUUGCACUCCAGACUGGGCAACAAGAGCAAAACUCCGUCUCAAAAAAAAAAAAAAAAAAGAAAGAAAGAAAGAAAUUGUGGAAGCAACAGAAAUGACAGAAAAACAGUAUCUUUCUUCUACAAACUAAAGAUUUCAGUUCUUUAUAACAUUGAGUCAAAUAUUGUAAAAGCAUACACAUCCUUUCCUGGCAUUGACACAUUAACCUAAUUAACUUCCUAAAAACAUCAGCAAGGUAUACAAGUAUCAGCAGCUGAGAUAAAUUUGUCAAAUAAGGCCGGGCAUGGUGGCUCACGCUUGUAAUCUUGGCACUUUGGGAGGCUUAGGCUGGCAGAUCACAAGGUCAAGAGAUUGAGACCAUCCUGGCCAACAUGGUAAAACCCUGUCUCUACUAAAAAUACAAAAAUUAGCUGGGCGUGGUGGCACAUACCGGUAGUCCCAGCUACUCCAGAGUGAGCCAAGAUCGUGCCACUGCACUCCAGCCUGGUGACAGCAAAAGAUUCCAUCUUUAAAAAAAAAUUGUCAAAUAGACAACUGAAACACGAAAACUACAUUCAGAUGUAUGCCCCCUCACUGGCCAGGCAUGGUGGCUUCACGCCUGUACUCCCAGCAUUUUGGUAGGCUGAGGCCGGUGGAUCACCUGAAGUUAGGAGUUUGAGACCAGCUUGGAAGACAUGAUGAAAUCCCAUCUCCACUAAAAAUUAGCUGGGCAUGGUGGUGGGCGCCUGUAAGCCAGCUACUCCAGAGGCUGAGGCAGGAGAGUUGCUUGAACUCAGGAGGUGGAGAUUGCAGUGAGCAGAGAUUGUGCCACUGCACUGCAGCCUGUGCAACACAGCGAGACUCCGUCUCAAAACAACAAAACAAUAAAAAAAACCUCUUAGAUUUUUA
This is a messenger RNA of Callithrix jacchus (white-tufted-ear marmoset), 7086 nucleotides long. Its product is annotated as dolichyl-diphosphooligosaccharide--protein glycosyltransferase subunit MAGT1-like. The record is from RefSeq and is a predicted model, not a curated record. Lineage: Eukaryota; Metazoa; Chordata; Mammalia; Primates; Cebidae. Gene Ontology annotation, cellular component: oligosaccharyltransferase complex.